AUGCCACCAAAAACUCCAUCGAAAGGUUCGAAAAAAGCCGUGACAAAGACAACGAAAGGAUCGUCCGGUGCGAAAACCACCGACAAGAAAGCUAAACUGCAUCCCGAUACAGGUAUUUCAUCGAAAGCAAUGUCAAUUAUGAAUUCAUUCGUAAAUGAUAUUUUUGAACGUAUCGCUGCUGAAUCAAGUCGUUUAUCUCAUUAUAAUAAACGAUCAACCAUUAGCAGUCGUGAAAUUCAAACUGCUGUUCGCCUUCUACUACCUGGCGAACUUGCUAAACACGCUGUAUCGGAAGGUACAAAGGCUGUUACCAAGUACACGAGUGCUAAGUAA
Messenger RNA from Adineta ricciae, 333 nucleotides. NCBI's taxonomy places the organism in Eukaryota, Metazoa, Rotifera, Eurotatoria, Adinetida, Adinetidae. The record is from the annotation of a GenBank genome assembly.